UACCUGGCCGCAAGAAAUUCCACCGCACACGGGAAGCGAAGGAGGAAGGUAGCUAGCGGACCAGGAGCCAGCGCGGUCAUGCCUUGCAUCCAGGCGUCCAGCCCCAGCAGCAUGCCGCACCAGCACCACGGGCGGGUCCUGGCCGGCGUCUGCGUCGGCGUGGGGUGCGGGGCUGAGGCGGCCACGGCUUCUACCAAGGCGGGGAUGAGGUGCGGGGCGCACGACGGGGAGGUGCCGGCGGAGGUGGCGCGUCACCACGAGCACGCGGCGCCGGAGCCCGGGCGGAGCUGCUCCGCGGUGGUCCAGCACGUGGCGGCGCCCGCGGCGGUGGUGUGGUCGGUGGUGCGGCGGUUCGACCAGCCGCAGGCGUACAAGCGGUUCGUGCGCAGCUGCGCGCUUCUGGCGGGGGACGGCGGCGUGGGCACGCUCCGGGAGGUGCGCGUCGUGUCGGGCCUCCCCGCCGCGUCAAGCCGCGAGCGGCUCGAGAUCCUGGACGACGAGAGCCACGUCCUCAGCUUCCGCGUCAUCGGCGGCGAGCACCGGCUCCAGAACUACCUCUCCGUCACUACCGUCCAUCCGUCCCCGGCCGCGCCCGACUCCGCCACCGUCGUCGUGGAGUCCUACGUGGUAGACGUGCCACCGGGCAACACCCCCGAGGACACCCGCGUGUUCGUUGGCACCAUCGUCAAGUGCAACCUCCAGUCGCUAGCCACCACCGCCGAGAAGCUCGCCGCCGUCUCGUCGUGAGGCGUCCAUCUCCAUCUCCACGGGUAGUCGAUCAGUCGUUUUCCGGGCGGGAGGGAUGCGUGUUUCUUCCGCGCGUGAGCUUUUUUUCCCCUUCUUUCUUCUUUGUUUUUUCACAUUUGACCCCUCUUUUUUUUUUCUCGUUGUUACGACGCACACCCCUCCCUCCCUUGUCCAAAGAUUCAAGAGAUAAGUAAAAGAUAGAGAUUUCAGUUCGAGUACAUGCUUGAAUUUUGUAUAUAUAUGUUCGUGAUGUAGAUAUUGUCUCUUUGGAAGGCCAGAAAUACAUACGAUUGUGUUCUUUUGCAA
This is a messenger RNA of Phragmites australis (common reed), 1053 nucleotides long. Its product is annotated as abscisic acid receptor PYL4-like. The transcript has a single exon. The coding region runs from base 79 to 747 and encodes 222 amino acids. Gene Ontology annotation, cellular component: nucleus; cytoplasm. Gene Ontology annotation, biological process: abscisic acid-activated signaling pathway. The record is from RefSeq and is a predicted model, not a curated record. Gene Ontology annotation, molecular function: abscisic acid binding; protein phosphatase inhibitor activity; signaling receptor activity. Lineage: Eukaryota; Viridiplantae; Streptophyta; Magnoliopsida; Poales; Poaceae.